CCGGAUGUUCUGACUGUUCAAACGAGUUAGUUUGUUUUAUGACCUGGCGCAGGCCGACAUUUUAGUAGUUAGUGUUAGUAAUGCACCUCAAAAUUGUUUCCCCACCACCAUUGAACACAAAAAGAAGAUGAGAAAGAAUGAUGACAAAGUUUUGUUGGCAUUGUGAUUGACUUCAGAUAAGCUUUACGUCAGUACGAGAUAUGUUGGCGACAACGUUAAUCCAAAGGGGUACGCAGGUGUAGAUAUCGAGGAAGCGAGCUUGUGUUUAUCUCUACUAGCCUACUCUAAUUUAACAGGAAUGGCAGACGAGGCUCUGUUUGACUUUCUCCAUAUGGAGAUGGUGUCGCAUGUUUACAAGGAGCAGCAAUCCAGUAAAGGAGAACUGGACAACAAGGACAGAGCUGUGUGUGUUUCUGUCCUGGAAAGCAUGGGCUUCAGGGUGGGACAAGGACUCAUUGAAAGGUUGACCAGGGACUCUCCCAGUUUCAAGGAUGAGUUGGAUGUCAUGAAGUUUGUCUGUAAAGACUUUUGGACAAAGGUGUUCAGGAGGCAGAUUGACAAUCUCAGAACAAACCAUCAGGGUACAUAUGUGUUACAAGACAACAAGUUUUCCCUGCUGACUCAGCUCUCCAACGGAAAACAGUACCUGGAUCAGGCUCCUAAGUACCUCGCAUUUUCCUGUGGUGUGGUGAGAGGAGCUCUGUCUAACCUCGGUCUGGACAGUGUGGUGACAGCUGAGGUGUCUAUUAUGCCAUCCUGUAAGUUUCAGGUGGUGGUCCAGAAGUUGUGACCUGCUCCUCUCUGCUGCCACUGUGAGAAUGAUCAGGCUCCUGUUAGGAUCUGUUUAUCCUGAAGAGAGGAUAGUUGUUCCAGUCCAACCUCAGAGGGACUGAAACACGACCCUGAUUCUGCAGAUUUGUCAAACAGGACUUACCAAGUUCUCCUGACAGCCAGGUACACCUAACAGGGCAAAAGGUUUCGCCCAGGUUUUUGGUACUGCGUUACAGAACAAGAUUUGUUUUAUUCCUUUAUCAUCUUGUUUUUUUAAGUAAGGCCAUCUCCAGUGUGAGUGAGUAGACUUAUGAUUUUCUCGUCUGUGGUUUUCACAAAAUAUGUGGAGCCUGGCCUGACUGACUGACACCUCUUUAAUUGUCAGUGGCUGUGAAUACAAGAAUGUGAAUGUAUAGUGAAUCAUAACAUCCUUUGUAUAGUGUUACGAUGGUGAGUCCCAACGUUGAGAGGACUGUGUGCUAACUUAGAAUAAUUUAACUAGAAAAAAAAAGUAAGCUGUUACUUUGGAUAAUUUCAGGAAAAUCAACUGCCAAACCAUCCCUUCUCUCGUCACGCAACCACCCAAACAAUAACCAUAAAGCCUCUGAAAGUCAUCACACCUAGAACAUCAGAUACAUUAUUCAACGUGUGUAUCUCUGCAGACACAGUACCCAGCCCACGGUGCUUUUCCCUGCCUUGAAGCAGAUUACCUUAAGGAUCUGGAUGUGUAUUCACGCUGGUGGUUGUCUAAAUUUCACUUAUUCUUGAAUCAAAAUAUAAAUCCAGAAUGAGUCGUCGGCACAAGAACUCUGUAUGUCAGUUUUUCUACCUCUGUAGCGAGAUCACAUUUCCCUUAGGCUAAGUCUAUAGGUUGUGUUUUGUGUUGCAAGUAAUAAUGCCAUGACAAUAAAACCUGGAAAUCAGGCAUGUUGAACAAGAGAGGACGACAAAUUUAACACUUCGAAAGCCACCUCUUUAGUACAUGCUGUAGCACCUUUAUGCCACUAGAGGGACACAUUAAGCUACUGUUGAAGUUUAGACUAUUUUCAUGUCUGCUGCAUAAAAGUGUACAGAUUUACCACUUUCAAGUCAAGUCCUUUGUCUUCUUGUCAUUUCUAUUGCUUUAUAUCAAAUCACUGGUCUAUCUGUUUACUAAACACAUCAAACUGCAUCCAUAGCUGAGCAAAAAUUAACAUUGGAACAAUGAAAACACUGCCUGGUAUAUAUUGUAAUGGUGUUUAUGCAACAAAAUAGUCAGGAGUAAUCGAAAAUAUUUUGUUACUUUAUGUCAUCCUAUAUUCAUUCUUUAGAUGUUUGAACACUUUUAACACAAUACAAUUUGAUUAUAGAACCCUCUAACAUUCGGUUAUGGAAAUAAUCACAAAUCCAAUUAUCGCAUUUAUUGAAUCAAAGACAGAAAUAUGAUAACACCGUCUUAAUAAACAAGGGCAUAUAUUGAAGACUUUUCAGACCCUUUUCCUGGCAGCCCAAAGAAAAAGAAUUAGACAAAAAAAAGAGAAGAGUCGAAUUAUUGUUUCUUUCAUUCUGUAACUUUUUCUCCUGUUUUCAAACUCCUCGUUAUUACACAUUUGACUGUGUAACUGCAGGCCUCUUUCCCAUCAUCCCUGCUUAAGUUAUUAAUAUUUCUUUCAUGUUUUGAUCCAUAUCAUGAGCUUGGUAUUAAGAGGUUACUAUUGUAUGUGAGUGUACUGCACUUCCUGUAUAUUUAGUAUCAAAGUUUUAUCCAAGCGGGCUAAUCUUUAGCAUCACUUUUUCCACAAAACCAUGGACUAUGUGAGUCCUGAUUUUAGUGUCAGACUUGGUAAAAUAUUUCAAUCCUCUAGAUUUUCAUUAUAUUUAAAUGUAGGCAUGGUACCACGUAGACAUUACUGCAUUAGGAUUAUGGUGCUAAAUCUGCCUUUUCUUUUUACUGGUUUGAUGAAGUCCCCUUGUUCCCCUUUAUUCCAGUAUUCCACUGCUAUGAGUGUAAUAGUUUUACAAAAUAAAGGUUGUUGUAUGUGACUUUA
Molecule: messenger RNA, 2798 nt
Organism: Notolabrus celidotus (New Zealand spotty)
Lineage: Eukaryota; Metazoa; Chordata; Actinopteri; Labriformes; Labridae
Gene: trappc6bl
Product: trafficking protein particle complex 6b-like
Exons: 7
Coding region: 299-790 (163 amino acids)
Biological process (GO): endoplasmic reticulum to Golgi vesicle-mediated transport; regulation of GTPase activity
Cellular component (GO): trans-Golgi network; cis-Golgi network; TRAPP complex
Source: RefSeq, a predicted model, not a curated record